AUGAAGGCUUGGCAAAGAAUGACCCACUGGCGUUGGUGCAGCUCAAAAUGGUCGACGGCGAAGACUCCGCCGCAAGAAGGAUCGGCGCAGGCCGAAGAAGAGACUACGCCACCAGCAAAAGCGGCGGCAGCACACAUGAUCUUGUUCGCAGGUGAGCUUGGGGGCAUCUUGCCGCGGGUUGGGCAGGUUCAACCCGACGGCAAUGGAGAGGAGGAGAAGACAAAGGUUGAUCCAUCCCGACAAUCCUACGGACCCAAGGAGUCCCCGGGUGAAGACCCCGUCGACGAGAGACUGCUGAGAAAGCAUGAAGGGUUGGUGCGCACGGGCAACGAAGAGGAGAUGAUCGAGGGACUGCAUGUGUCCUUGCUAAAGCUACACGACAUUCCGCGGAGAAGCGAGGAGAUGGCCGCGGCCCGGUUGAAGGCCGUUGAGGACGAGAAGGCGGCCUUUGAGGUGGCCAAAAGAGAAGAGAAAGCGAAGACGACGAUGCAGGAGAAAACCAUGCAUUUCCUUCGUCGGACGAAUAUCCAGGCGCAAUCCGUGGAGAUGAGCUGCGAAAUCAGGUGGAGCGGGUUGGCAUUACUGGUGGAAAAAAACUUGCGGAAGCAGGUGGCAACGCUAACGCAGUCGCUCAGCCAGCAAGCCGGCGAAAUUCGAAGUCUCUCGACUCAGCUGCAGGGUCUAGAGGUGAACAAAGUGCCGCUCAUUGGGGGUCUUAUCACCGUCUUGAGCAGCCAGGGUGCAAGUGCCACGUUUAUCCCCCUGGGUAUCGCCCAUCCAGACUGCACCCGGCUGCGGGCCGACUUCUACCCCGGGCUGCAACCUUGCGACAUUUGCUUGCAAGGCUUCAAGCUCGGGAAGACCUCGACGCGGUUCGGGCCGGGAGUGUACUUCAGCAAGUCCGCUACCAAAGCCAGUUCGUACGCUUUGGGCACUGAGGAGAAGGAGAACGGGAAUAAAUUGCGAUGCAUCUCCGUGGCAGACGUGGCGAAGGGGAGAGCCUACAUCACCAAGAAGAAAGGGUUUGACGCUAGCAGGUACCCACCCGUAGGCCACGACUCCGUCCAGGGUGAGGUGAGGAGAGGGCUUAUUCGAUAA
Ectocarpus sp. CCAP 1310/34 is the source of this 1098-nucleotide messenger RNA. The record is from the annotation of a GenBank genome assembly. Lineage: Eukaryota; Phaeophyceae; Ectocarpales; Ectocarpaceae.